Messenger RNA from Lotus japonicus, 1644 nucleotides. RefSeq lists its product as uncharacterized. The transcript has 3 exons. The record is from RefSeq and is a predicted model, not a curated record. Bases 1 to 1644 code for a protein of 547 amino acids. NCBI's taxonomy places the organism in Eukaryota, Viridiplantae, Streptophyta, Magnoliopsida, Fabales, Fabaceae.
AUGUCUCAAGUCUCAGGAAAGCAAGACUCCAUCAAAGGCAAGAUUGAGAAGACAUCUUCUGGAGUCAAGGUUAUUGGCUUGAAUGCGCAAUCCUCCGCUCAUUCCAAGAAGGCCUAUGCAAGAAAGGAUUCAAGAACUCAUGCCAGCAAGCGCUACAUGUCGAGUACGAGAUCUCAAGGCACUCGUGACUCACCUGUGCUUGAGGAUGUUUCUCAUGAAAUUUCCUCUGCGGAUGAAGAGGCAGAUGUUGAGGCUUCUGCUCCUCAAACUGAAGUUCCUGAGAUGAACUCAGAACCAGAGAAUGAAGCUCACGAGGAGGUUUCUUUUGAGGAGUCUACCAAGUCUCCUCCAUCUGUUCAUGAAAUUUCAGAUGCUGAUGACUCAGAUGAUGUUCCUCUAGCAAGUGUUGCUGCCAGGAUGAAGAAGAGAAGAAGAGUUCCUGUUGAAGACACCCCCUCUGGUUCACAAAAGAAGGCCAAAUCCACUACGGAUGUGAAGAGCAAAGGUAAACAAAAGGUUGUGGAUUCCUCACACAAGAAGGUAAAGAAAACUGCUGAGAAGAAGAAAAUUCCAAGGAUUGAUUUGGAAUCUGAGUCUGAUGUUGAAGUCGAUGUUCAGGACAUUCGGACUUCUGAAAAGAAGAAAUUCUCUGGUAAGCGAAUUCCAUCAGAUAAUGUUCUCAAGUGGAAAUAUGUUUGCAACCGCCGGAUUGCAAAAGAAAGGGAGAUUGGCAAGGAUGUGCUUGAGUGUAAGAUGAUUAUUGCUCUCAUUGACCAUGCUGGUCUAAGGAAGACAGUCAUGGAUAUUAGAAAGUGUUAUGAGAAGCUAGUGAAAGAGUUCCUAGUUAAUUUGACAGAUGAUGUUGUUAUUCCUGGAAGUGCUGAAUUCAGGAAAGUUUAUGUUCGAGGGAAGUGUGUAACUUUUUCUCCUGUUGUGAUCGACCAAGCCCUUGGAAGAUGUGCAGUGGAGUUUUUUGAGGAAGAAUUGUCUUUGGACAAGGUUGCCAAGGAACUCACUGCUGGACAAGUGAAGAAGUGGCCUGCUAAGAAGCUUUUAUCUACAGGGUUGUUGAGUGUGAAGUAUGCUAUUCUGAACAGGAUAGGAGUUGUGAAUUGGAUUCCCUCUCAUCAUACCUCUGCUGUUUCUGCAAUUUUUGCCAAGCUGAUCUACAGGAUUGGAACUGAGAUUCCUUUUGAUUUUGGCUCCUUAGUGUUUGCUCAAACUUUAAAACAUGCAGAAACUUGUGCUGUAAAGCUGCCCAUUUCUUUUCCUUCGCUCUUGACUGCUAUCAUUCUGAAGCAGCAUCCUGAUAUACUCAGAAUGGAUGAUGUGGCUUUUCCUAAGGGUACCCCCAUCACUUUGGAUCAUCAUCUGUUCCUGGAUCCCCAUGUCCUGGACAUUGAUAUGCCAUCCCACAUGACAUCAAUUCCUGUUUCCAUGUAUGCUUCUGGAACUCAAAGUGUGAUUGCUGAAUUGGAGGAUCUCUCAAAGGAGCUGCAGGUGUCUAUCAAGGUUACUACUGAGAGAAAAUUGAAGGUGGAUGCUUUGCUUCUCAAUCUUAAAGAGGAGGCCGGUCAUGAGGAUGUUGCUGAGGAGGAAGGAUCUGAAGACCUUGUAGAGGAGACUUCAUCUUCUGGCAUUUAA